UGCAUAACUUAUCCAAACCGACAGGGGGGUAUGGAGAAAAAAGGCAAGAGAGAGAAGCGAAGAAGAGCCUGGGAAACCGAGCUCCGUUAUAUAAACAGAGACUAGAGAGAGUGGGGAGUACCUUGAGAAAAGGUUGCGGCGGCGGUGACGGUACGGCAAUGGCUUCUCCAGCAAGCCAUGAAAAAGUAUCUCGUUUUCAAGAUCAAUCGUGUCCUCAGCUGCCAAUGUGACAAUUCUCAGAUGGCGAAGUGUGCUCGAGCCGACGUGGGAGCCCUCGCUGGGAAUGGAGGGUUCCGAUUUUGGCCUCUGGUUUCCGCUGCGGUGCUUCGGCGUAAGCUCCUUGAGACUGUGAUGUGCGGCGCAUCGCGUCAGAAGCGACGCCAUUCGCCGGCACCGUCGCCAGCUCUGGCGCCGGUAUCGUCGGAGUCGAGGAGGAAGCAUGGAUCGGAGCGGCUUGCUGAGCUAUUGAUGGCCGAGGCUUCGGAGUCGGGAUCGGAGGAAACGGAAGCAGAGUUUAAGCGGAAAGUCGAAGUUCUAGAAGAGUUAAAGGGCGUGGUUAGGAGACUACAAGAGGAGGAUCACGAUAGGAAGAGAUCGGCGGCGAUGGACGUCCGGCGUCUGGCUAAGGAUGAUCCCGAAGCGAGGGAGACGCUUGCGAUGCUCGGAUCAAUUCCUCCUCUUGUUGGGAUGGUCGAUUCCGACGACCCCGAGGUCCAAAUCACUACCCUCUACGCCCUCGCCAACCUUGGGAUCGGAAAUGACAUGAACAAAGCGGCGAUCGUGAAAGCAGGAGCGAUUCACAAAAUGCUUACCCUGAUCAGCUCCCCUUCUAUCUCCCCUUCUAUCUCUGAAGCCAUUGUUGCCAACUUCCUCAGCCUCAGCGCUCUAGACUCGAAUAAACCCAUCAUCGGCUCCUCCGGCGCCAUUCCCUUCUUAGUAAACGCGUUCAAAAACCCUCACCCUAACCCUAGUUCCACUUUCAAGCAAGACGCUCUCCGAGCUCUCUUCAAUCUCUCCAUUGCCCCCAUGAACGUCUUCAACCUCAUCGACGCUGGACUCGCCGAAUCUCUACUCGCCGCCAUUGGCGACAUGGAGUUCAGCGAUCGCACCCUCGCCAUCCUCUCCAAUCUCGUCACCGUCUCCGAUGGCCGGCGCGCCGUGAGCCGCACGAGGGACGCGUUUCCCAUCCUCGUCGACGUUCUCAACUGGUCCGAUUCCCCUUCUUGCCAAGAGAAAGCAGCUUAUAUACUCAUGGUGAUGGCUCACAAGGGAUACAACGAUCGAACGGCCAUGAUCCAAUCGGGAGUCAUCUCCUCCCUCCUAGAGCUCACCCUCCUCGGUUCCCAACUCGCCCAGAAACGCGCUUCCCGUUUGCUAGAAAUCCUAACCGUCGACAAAGGGAAACAGGUUUCCGAGGGCUUUGGAUCCAUUUCCGCCCCGAUCAAAUCAACGCCAUCAGAUCCAAAAUCAACGGCCGAGAUCGAAGCGGGAAUGAGUGAGGAAAGACGCGCCGUUCGCCAGCUGGUGCAACAAAGUCUACAAAGCAACAUGUGGCGGAUUGUGCGCCGUGCGAACCUCCCCGGUGAUUUUGCGCCGUCCGAUCAUUUCAAGGCCCUCACUUCCAGCUCAACAUCCAAGAGCUUGCCAUUCUGAAACUGCGGGGUCAUCAUUGAAUGAACUUUAGUGCAAGAUGGAGGGAGGAGGUGAGAAGCACGUUGAGGCCCUUGAUGACGCAUCAAAGAGGUACUUCUGGACCCCUCCCAUGUGGUGAAUGGUGAAGUUUUUUGUAAAUUUAGAAUCAGAAUGUGCAGCUCUUUUUCUCUGUUAAGUAUUCAUAUAUAUAUUAUAUAUGGCGUCACAUGCAUCAUGCAUUGUAUGUAAUGGUGGUAAUACCAGUGGACUAAUAGUGGUAAUAGCUGUGUGUGUGUGCUGUAAAUGAGGGAUCUUGGAUGCAUUCAUUUCUUCUAUUCUACUUGUCCUUUUCUUUGAGAGGGGUCCUUGAUUUAGUUGUUCUCUCUUUUGGUGGCAGCUGGACGACUGCCUUAUUAAAUUCUAGCUUGUUUUCUUUUAUUAUUA
Dioscorea cayenensis subsp. rotundata (Guinea yam) is the source of this 2076-nucleotide messenger RNA. RefSeq names its product U-box domain-containing protein 12. Bases 178 to 1653 code for a protein of 491 amino acids. The transcript is spliced from 3 exons. Gene Ontology annotation, molecular function: protein binding. The record is from RefSeq and is a predicted model, not a curated record. NCBI's taxonomy places the organism in Eukaryota, Viridiplantae, Streptophyta, Magnoliopsida, Dioscoreales, Dioscoreaceae.